Schizosaccharomyces octosporus yFS286 is the source of this 1420-nucleotide messenger RNA. RefSeq lists its product as uncharacterized. NCBI's taxonomy places the organism in Eukaryota, Fungi, Ascomycota, Schizosaccharomycetes, Schizosaccharomycetales, Schizosaccharomycetaceae. The coding region runs from base 274 to 840 and encodes 188 amino acids. The transcript has a single exon. The record is from RefSeq and is a predicted model, not a curated record. Gene Ontology annotation, cellular component: EMC complex.
UCGCUAUCCAUCCUGACACCAUGAAAAGUGUACUUUGUUCUUUGAUAAAAGAACCUUGGGAUUUCCUAUUUACUUCCUGCAUCACUGAAAAAAAAAUUGCUAAAACAUUUUUGUGCUUUGGACAAAUUUGAGAAAUCCAUAAUCUGUUUCAUCUGAAUUGUACUAACUUUAGGUUCCAAUCCCAGUAGAAUCUUGAACAGUGCAUAAGUUUCAGAGAAUUAAAAACCGUGGCUGAAAUUUUUAAUCAGAUAGAAGUUAAUUUUUUAAUAUAAAAUGAAGCUGUUUUUCAUUUUGGGAUUAUGCUUCGUUUGCUUUGUUCAGUUGUCGAUGCAAGCAACAAUAGAAGGAAAAAUUGCUCCUAAUCUGGUAAUGAAAAGAUUAAAAGAUUUGCCAUACGAUACACGUGCAAAACUAAGCUCAAAAACUUUGAUCAAGGAUUGUCCAGUUCAACGGAAUGGCCGAUUCAGCUUUGCAAAUGUAGAGAACGGAGUAUACCACUUGCAUUUUGAAAGCAUUGAAUAUGAAUUUGCUCAAUUUCACAUUAUUGUAAACGAAUCUCAGGUGGAUGCUUAUUACACGACGGUUGGAGAAGAGCGAUCUUCAACAACCGCUCUGAGAAGCGCGUCGCAUCCCAUUACAGCUCGGGCUGUGCAAAAGCACGAGUAUUUACAAGAACCAAGAAAAUUCUCUUUGUUACGUCUCUUGAAGAGCCCAAUGAUGCUGUUGUCCUUAGCGUCUGUCGGUUUGGUUUUCAUUCUUCCCAAAAUGAGCGAGCAAGCAAGAUCCUUGGAGGUUGCUCAGCAAGAACAAGAUGCCGGAAUGAAGAAAAAGACUACAUAGAUAUAAGCAAAAAGGUUGUUCUCUUUUUAAUUCUCUCAUUUCGGCAGAUUAUUUUUCUCUCAAUAUACCAAAACCUCGUAUGGGUUUACAAAAUUUUUAAAUGGCUUACGAAAAUCAUCAAUGAUGAAUUUUUUGCAUCCCUUGUUGUUUUAACAAGAGUUAUGUUUAUGACUCAAUUGCUUGGAUCGUUUCGUUUCAUUUUAUAGAUAUGGAUUUCUUACUUGAUUCACGUAUGUGUGUGUGUCUGCCGUGUCUACUAUACAUGUAGAAGUGAAGUGUAUUAAAAAUUGGAAAAAGAAAGCGUAUCUUCUUUUAAAAAAUGAAACCACACAUUGAAUAUUGGAUAGUUACGAAACGCAAAAGUUCUAGUGGCAGGCCAUUCACGCUAGCAAGCUUGUUGCGAUACAAUCCUUGUCUUGUGCGUUUCUGUGAUAACUUGCAGAUUCUAAUUAACUGGCUCUGGAAAUUCGUUAAAUGUAGACAUGUGAUGUCAAACUGUAUUUCCCACAACAUUUUAUUUGGAUAUCUAUGAUGACUCUUUCAUGACAUGGUUUUAAAAUCACAAUGAUCAAUGAUUAUA